AUGCUCAGAACUAGCUCUUUACUGAGUAAUAGAAGCCAGGAAAGAAGCAUGAAUUGGCUUGGGAUCCUUGGGCUGGUGGCCCUCUCAGAGUGCCUAGUCAUAAUCCCUCUAACGAAGAUCAAGACCAUGCGAAAAACCCUAAGGGAGAAAACCGUGCUGACUAAUUUCCUGGAUGAGAACACUGAUGACAGGUCCCAGAAUGUCGCCCGUGACAGGAAAUUCUCUCUUCUACCCCUAAGGAACUACAUGGAUGUGGCCUAUGUCGGCAACAUCACCAUUGGAACACCCCCUCAGGAGUUCAGGGUUGUCUUUGACACUGGCUCAGCUGACUUGUGGGUACCCUCCAUCUUCUGCUCCAGUCCCUUCUGCUAUACGCACAAUCUCUUCGACCCUCACUCGUCCAUCACGUUUCGUCUCUCAGCCCGGCAUGUCGACCUCAGCUACGGCUCUGGGAAAAUAAUUGCAUUUCUUGGCUAUGACACCGUUCGGAUCGGGAAACUUGUCAACGUGGUCCAGGCAUUUGCCCUGAGCCAUUUGCAGACUGGGUUUGAAAAUCCACUCUUUGAUGGCGUUCUGGGCCUGGGAUACCCCAGCCUCGGCCUUGAAGGGACCACCCCUGUCUUCGACAACAUGAGGAAACGGGGUGUCAUUUCUCAGCCUGUCUUUGCCUUCUACUUGAGCAGCAAGAAGGAGAAUGGCAGCGUGGUGAUGUUUGGUGGCGUGGACCACAGCUACCACAAAGGAAAGCUCAAGUGGAUACCAGUGUCUCGAACCCACUACUGGCAGAUAGCCAUGAACCGCAUCACCAUGAAUGGGACAGUUGUUGGUUGCUCCCGCGGAUGCCAGGCCAUUGUGGAUACUGGGACCACAUUGCUGCUUGGUCCAACCAGACUGGUCACCACCAUCCAGGAGCUCAUCACUGCCAAGCCUGUUGAUCGCAAGUACCGGGUUCCAUGUAAGAACAUCAGGCACCUGCCUAGUAUCAUCUUCACCAUCAACGGCCACAACUACCCAGUGCCUGCCAAAGCCUACAUCUGGAGGAUUGGUCGGGGCCACUGUAACAGCAACUUUCAAGGCGGCACAGAGAAUUUGAACCCGUCGGAGACCUGGGUCCUGGGUGACGUCUUCCUGAGGCUGUAUUUCUCAGUUUAUGAUCGGGGAAACAACAGGAUUGGCCUGGCUCCUGCAGUUACUUGGACCCAGGAAAGAAGCAUGAAGUGGCUUGGGAUCCUCGGGCUGGUGGCCCUCUCAGAGUGCCUAGUCAUAAUCCCUCUAUUGAAGAUCAAGACCAUGCGAGAAACCCUGAGGGAAGAAAAGCUGCUGACAAGUGUCCUGGAGGAGAACACAGAUGACACAUCCCAGAAUGCCACUCCUGAGAGGAAAAUUUCUGUUCAACCCCUGAGGAACUAUAGGGAUCUGGCCUAUGUGGGCAACAUCACCAUUGGGACACCCCCUCAGGAUUUCAGGAUUGUCUUUGACACCAGCUCAUCUGAUUUGUGGGUGCCCUCCAUCUACUGCUACAGUCCGUUCUGCCGUACACACAAGGUCUUCAACCCUCAUUUGUCGACCACCUUCCGGUCCUCGCCCCGGAAGGUCAACCUCAAAUACGGCUCUGGGAGGAUGGCUGGAUUUCUUGGCUAUGACACUGUUCAGAUUGGGAACCUUGUCAUCCUGGACCAGGCAUUUGGCCUGAGCAAGACACAGACUGGGUUGGACUAUGCACCCUUUGAUGGCGUCCUGGGCCUGGGCUACCCAAGCAUGGCCUUCCAAGGGGCAACCCCUGUCUUUGACAACCUGAAGACACAAGGAGUCAUUUCUCAGCCUGUCUUUGCCUUCUAUUUGAGCAGGAAGGAGAAUGGUAGCGUGGUGAUGUUUGGUGGGGUGGACCACAGCUACCACAAAGGAGAGCUCAAGUGGAUACCAGUGUCCCGAACCCACUACUGGCAGAUAACCAUGGACCGCAUCUCCAUGAAUGGGGAAGUUGUUGGUUGUUUCCGAGGCUGCCAGGCCAUUGUGAAUACCGGGACCACGUUGCUGCUUGGCCCAACUAGACUGGUCAUUGCCAUCCAGAAGCUCAUCGGUGCCAGGUCUUCUGGUCGAGAGUACCGGGUACCAUGUAAGAACCUCAGGCGCCUCCCUACUAUCAUCUUCACCAUCAAUGGCCACAACUACUCACUGCCUGCUAAAGCCUAUAUCGAGAAGGUGAGCAAGAGCCACUGUUUUCUUACUAAAGAAGGGACAAUGUAGAACUUCCGCCGGCUGGAGACCUGGAUCCUGGGUGACAUCUUCCUGAAGCUGUAUUUCUCAGUUUUCGACCGGGAAAACAACAGGAUUGGCCUGGCUCCUGCAGUGUAA
This is a messenger RNA of Hippopotamus amphibius kiboko, 2355 nucleotides long. RefSeq lists its product as uncharacterized. Gene Ontology annotation, molecular function: aspartic-type endopeptidase activity. NCBI's taxonomy places the organism in Eukaryota, Metazoa, Chordata, Mammalia, Artiodactyla, Hippopotamidae. The transcript has 19 exons. Gene Ontology annotation, biological process: proteolysis. The record is from RefSeq and is a predicted model, not a curated record.